AUACGCAAAGUGGACUCGAAUGGAGAUGGGUUCAUUGAUUUGCAAGAAUUUAUUGAGCUCAAUACCAAUGAUAUCGAUUCUGAUGAGGUAUUGGAAAACUUUGACGACUCAUUUUCGGUGUUUGACAUGGACAAAAACGGAUCGAUCUCCGCUGAGGAGCUACAAAGGGUUAUCCAGAGCCUCGGAGAGGAUUGCUCGUUGGCGGAAUGCCGGAAAAUUAUUAGUGGUGUUGAUUGUGAUGGUGAUGGAAUGAUCAACUUCGAGGAGUUUAAGAUUAUGAUGGUAAAAGGUUCUCAUUUGGAUGCAACGAUUGUGUAA
Molecule: messenger RNA, 318 nt
Organism: Capsicum annuum
Lineage: Eukaryota; Viridiplantae; Streptophyta; Magnoliopsida; Solanales; Solanaceae
Product: probable calcium-binding protein CML25
Exons: 2
Molecular function (GO): calcium ion binding
Source: RefSeq, a predicted model, not a curated record